CGGCGUUCAUAAGGUCACAGGGCGACACGCUUCGUUAACAAUAAGGCUCGAUUUCAGAGUCAUAGCGUGGUGGCAGGUAGUACGAUUCGAAGUGAACAGUGAGAUCUGAUUUUACCAGAACAUCGCCAAAACGAAGAUGCCAUUUGACGUAGCAAAAUGGAACGGAAAGUGGAAACACUGUGGACGUUCGGACAACUAUCAGCAAAUCAUGGAGAAACUUGGUGUCCCUGCUGAGGCAAUUCAGAAGUUCCAGGAAAACGAAAUGUCGAUGGACGUCUCGCUCUCCGGGAAGGAGUUGACGGUCAAGGUGGACUUUCUCGGGAAAACACUUGUGAACACUAACACACUGGGGGUGGAGGGCGUGGAGGAAGGGAUCACAGGGAAGAAGACUCCGUCUAUCUGGACCAUGGAGGGGGACUGUCUGGUGGCCACGUACCCUAACUUUGACGGAAACGGGCUUGUUGUGGCACAGAGACGGCACUUUAUCGACGACAACAAAAUACGCAUCGAUAUGAAAGCAGGUGAUCUGGAGGGGUGGGUGGAGCACAUCCGGUGUUAGGGCACCGAGCUGUGACGUCACUGCCGCGAAUCUGCCGUGAAGAGCUUUUGAAGAGUUGUGAUUUAGCUUGUGAUUUUUCACAACAUUUUGUUGCUAUGCAUUUCUUGUGAAAUAUUGAAUUAAUUGAUAGUUUGUUCAAGUUCGCCAUGUCUUGUUUAAUGUUAGAUUUUGUAUUAUUUUUGAUUUAGUAAGUUGCUGAAGUCGAUGAACUUUUUAUCAUUGAUUAGUAUUUCCUGUAAUAGGCUGUGUGGUAUUAAAAUAUUUCACAACACA
This is a messenger RNA of Branchiostoma floridae (Florida lancelet), 832 nucleotides long. Its product is annotated as fatty acid-binding protein, intestinal-like. Gene Ontology annotation, biological process: fatty acid transport. Gene Ontology annotation, molecular function: fatty acid binding. Gene Ontology annotation, cellular component: cytosol; nucleus. The coding region runs from base 137 to 559 and encodes 140 amino acids. The record is from RefSeq and is a predicted model, not a curated record. NCBI's taxonomy places the organism in Eukaryota, Metazoa, Chordata, Leptocardii, Amphioxiformes, Branchiostomatidae. The transcript is spliced from 4 exons.